UCCUUAGAGCCCAUGACAUCCUUCCUCAACAAGGGCCUUCAGCAUCUGCUCCACCUGUACAACGAUGCCUGCGGUACUGUUGCACUCCACGAAGCCAGGAUCAAACAGCUCGAAAGCACAGUUGCUGACCAAGGCGCCAUCGCUGAAGCAAAGUCCCGGCAUUACGAGAGCUUAAUGAAGAAAGUUACCCAAGAGGCUGAGCUCAAACUUGCCACCGCAGAAAUGGAUCACGAGCAGGCCAUGGUUUCUUUCCGGGAAGGGAUUAAGGCCUCCGCCAUCGUCUCCUUGCUACAAGCCCGCAUUAAGAUGGCCUAUGAGGCCAAGGAGACAGGCCUCGUGUGCCCAGCUUGGCCGGUGGACUCUUGGGUGGCCAAACUGAAGGAGCUUGGAGGGAAAGCUGUGCCACUCCCUGUAGAAGUCGGUGAGUCUUCCAAAUCAGCUGAGGUGGUGGAUCAGGUUGGAGACAAGAAGGAUGCUGGAGCGGAUGCUGGUGAGGAUGCUGGGCAGGAUGCUGGUAAACCAGAGAAGGUUGGAGAGGAUGCCGCUGUGUGA
Helianthus annuus (common sunflower) is the source of this 552-nucleotide messenger RNA. RefSeq lists its product as uncharacterized. Lineage: Eukaryota; Viridiplantae; Streptophyta; Magnoliopsida; Asterales; Asteraceae. The transcript is spliced from 2 exons. The record is from RefSeq and is a predicted model, not a curated record. Bases 13 to 552 code for a protein of 179 amino acids.